GCCAGCCUAAAUGAGGGCAACCUAUCUGCCUUCACACAUUUAUCUGUCCAGUGACUUCUGCAUUUUGACUCAGAAUCUUUAAAAAUGUCAAGCGUUGUUGAGUAACAUUUAUCCACAUCAACUCUGGGCCCACCCCUGGACCCACUGGUGGGUCCAAUAUUGCAUAAUCAUAAUCAUUUAAAAAAAUCUAGAAGUUGUGCAGCACAAAACUAAUAUAUAUAUAUAUAUGGUAUUGUUUGAAAGCUUAGAACCUCAGAGUCAUAUUCCUGUUUGGAUCACUAACUCCGUGUGGAGCUACUAGCCUCAUACGCUAUAUCAGCUGGUUCAUUAGCUUGUUUUCUUCAAAAUGAAACCAUUUUCACAUGUUUAUGGGCAUGCAUGGCCAAAUGACAAUGCACUAUGUCACCGAUGUCUAGAUCAAAACAUGCAAUGCAGUUUUCAGCUUAUUAGUUUGGAUUGUGUUUGUUAGUCGCGAUUUCCGAUGAGGUCAUCAAGUAUUGUGUCAUACGUCAGAAAAGCUGAGGUUCUAAUAAGCUAUCCAGGGACAUGUCGAUCAUGCUUCUAGACAAUUCACAUCCCGAGAUCUCCUUUUGGAAAGUUGAGGAGGCGGGCAUGAUUUUUUCGCGGCAGGCAGAGAUCAUCGCAGAUGAGUUGGCGUUGAGUUUGGGUUAGUUGGAGAGCUUGGACAGUGUUUUUUUCGAGUAAUUGCGAGGUUUGUACAACUGGUUUGAGUGGUUUGUCUUUGGACACUGGCUUCAAGAAAGUUUUUUUGUCGGUGUGGAUGCUGUCUUGGAGGACCUUGAUCAUCAGAGUGACACUGAAACUUGCAGUGAUGCCAGUUUCGAUUCUGUUUGACAAGCUGCCUACAAUGCUGGCGAAGAUCCUGAAUUUGAUCUGGACAGUGGUGAUGAAAGGCAGCCAGAUCUGCCAUGCACCAGCAGCAAGGAGGUUGUUUGCCCACCUCACACCUCCAAGACCCCCACACCCUCUGUUGGUGAUUCUGUGAGGCCACAUAGAACUGGAACUCCCAGCAAGAAAAACAGAGGGAGGUAUCAUUCUGAACAGGGGACAAAAAGGUCAGCAAGUGCGAUUUCAGAGGAUGGUGUCACAGAAAGAUGGAAGGACUGUAGUGUGGAGGAUGAGGUUCCAGCCCUACCAAAUUUCCUUUCAAAAAGAAACCCAGGAGGCAGCUUGUAAUGGACAUGAUCUAUUCCCCAUUGCAGCUCUUUUAGCUCUUCUUCACAGGCUCUGUGGUGGACACCAUUGUGAAGAACACCAACAGCUUUGCACAAAUGAGGUCGGAGGCUGGAAAACGUUUCCUUUGGUUGCCUUUGAAUGCAGAGGAACUGUAUUCUUACAUCGCACUUGUCAUCUACACGGGGCUCCUCGGUGCAAAAAACAUCAUUGAUUACUGGUCUGGUAGAGAAAUAUACCACUUACCCUUCCCAAAAUCGGUCAUGUCCAGGUCCAGGUUUCAGGCCAUUUCUUGGAACCUGCAUCUUUGCAAUCUUGAGAAAAAGGGGGACUGAGGCCUAUGACAGACUCUUCAAGAUCAAGCCCCUGUACAAUGACAUCGUCUCGGCAUGCAAAACCUAUUUCCAUCCAGACAGACAGCUAGCAGUGGACGAGAGGAUGGUGGUUUCAAGGGCGCGAAUCGGCAUCAAGCAAUACAUGAAAGACAAGCCAACCUAGUGGGGCUACAAACUCUACAUGCUGGCUGAUUCUGCCUGUGGCUACACAUGGGACUUCUUCGUCUAUGAAGGCAAAUCUUCUCCGGCCAAUGGAAAAGGGCUCAGUUAUGAUUCUGUCAUGCAGCUCCUGGAUCUGUCACUUCUCGGCAAAGACUACCAGCUUUUUAUGGACAAUUUCUACACGAGCCCAUGCCUUUUUAUGGACUUGCUCUCUAAGAAGACUCUGGCGUGUGGCACAAUACGCACCAACCGGCAGGGCUUCCCCGAAACCGAGGCAAAUGACAUCAGCCGCAGAGCCCAAAGGGGAACCAUUCGAUGGCUCCGAGACGGGAAACUUCUCUUUGUUAAGUGGAUGGACACACGAGAGGUGACCAUGUGUUCGACAAUGCACAAGGCAUAUGACGGUGAUGAGGUCCUCAGGCGUGUCAGGAAUCCAGAGGGUGUAUGGGAAAGGCACAGAGUCCCGAUUUCAGCGGCAGUGAAAGACUAUAAUAAACAUAUGGGACGUGUGGACCUGUCAGAUGCCCUCAUUGGGUAUUAUAAUGUCCUACACAAAACGACGAAAUGGUACAAGACUUUUUUUUUCCAUUUUGUAGACGUUGCAGUGGUAAACAGUUUCAUUCUUUACCAGCACCUCUGCAAAUCUCAGAACAAAAGUCUUCUCAGCCAGAAGGAGUUUAGAGAGAGACUUGUGUCUGAGCUGGCCACACAGUCCAGCACUUUCAGAUGCCCCAGAGCCAUCUGCAUCCACAUCUCAUGCCCCAGAGCCGUCCACAAUGUUUUCCAGAGUACUUUGGGUCCGAUGCCGCAAGUGGGAGGAGAGUUUGUGCUUUGUGCAAACUUUCAGGCCUCAAAGUAAAGACUCCUAUGUACUAUAUAAAGUGCAAUGUACCCUUGUGCUUGGUGCCAUCUAGAAACUGUUUUAGAAAAUGGCACACUGAUGGACACUCUAAAUAAUGUCUUGUCGUUUCAUCAACGGUUGCAACCAACCAAACAAACAAAAAACUACAAGUUGCGCUUGUUUUUUCUUCUUCUUUCUUCUAUAGUAACUUGUUGACUUUUUAUAGUUACUAUAUGCUGUAUAUAGUUAUUUUAUAUCUUAGAUUUGUAUAUUGUUUUUGCACAUUUCUCUAAAACAUUUAAUUUAUUUUGUUGAAGUUUAUUAUCUUUGUGUACAAUAAAAUACAAGAACUGUUACAUUCUCAUACCUCACUCAUUUUUCCUUCUUUCAGUUAAAUCUAAAUUAUUUUUCUUUAGAAGGUGAUAUCAAGAAGAUUCUUUUUGUCCCCGUUUACUGCCACAUAGAGGAUUCAAAAGAAACCUUCCGCAGUGAAAUGCACCAAACAGGUCCUAAGUUACAGACCCUCGAAUAAAAACUCGAUUUAAAAAAUCGAUCAAAAUCUGACUUUUUAUCCUUGUUUAUCUUGAAAGUUUGAAUAAAUACAGUAAAAUAUUGCAUUUUCACAUACUUUCUCUAUGUCUGUUAUAUACUUUUUUUUUUAUUCCAUUGCUGUAAAAACGGUCUAAUUAAUUUUUGCUAGAUCAUUUUCUGCCCUCUUUCUGACUCCGAAUUAGCAAAAACAUCCUGUGUAAGACAACAUUAUGUAAGUGAGCCAUGCUGUGAUUGGCUAACUGCUUUACACGUGAAAUGAGCUGCAACUCUGAAGUUUCAGAAUACUUACAGAAGGGAUAUUUUUAACUGUUUUAUUCAUAUUUUUUAUUAGUUUUCAUUUUGAUUCUUUAUUUUUUAAUUUGAAAGUUUUUUUUUACAUAUAAAUCUAUGCCAUUUUUAUUUCACUUUCACUUAUUAGAGAGUCAAGAAACUAAAUAAAAUAAGUUUUGCAUCAGGUUUAAAAAAACAACAACAUUUUUAUCAGUUAAAGUUUAUUCUAUUUAAAUAGUUUUAUGGUUUUUGUAUUAUGUAACUAUAAUGACAUGCCAUUGUUUUCAAUGUUUAUUUAUUUAUUUAUUUAUUUAUUUUUGGCAAAUGGCCACAGCUGAAACACUCUUAAAAUAUUUCCUCACGUAAAGGUACAACUCUUUUUGGCUGUAUUGGCAAAUUAAUACAUUUCAUUAUUAUAUUAUGUUACAGUAUAUUUGUCUUCUGAGCUUUUGAAUGCACCAGUGUUAAGAGAAUAUUCAUAUGUUUUUUAUUGUUAUUUUUUAUACCUUCCUAUCUGUGUGGAUAAUGAAUAAUGUGUCUGUUUC
Molecule: messenger RNA, 3899 nt
Organism: Carassius gibelio (silver crucian carp)
Lineage: Eukaryota; Metazoa; Chordata; Actinopteri; Cypriniformes; Cyprinidae
Product: piggyBac transposable element-derived protein 4
Exons: 2
Coding region: 1711-2550 (279 amino acids)
Source: RefSeq, a predicted model, not a curated record